Messenger RNA from Thlaspi arvense, 1074 nucleotides. The record is from the annotation of a GenBank genome assembly. NCBI's taxonomy places the organism in Eukaryota, Viridiplantae, Streptophyta, Magnoliopsida, Brassicales, Brassicaceae.
AUACCCAGAGAGAAUGAAAAAUUGAGAUUGAGACCAAGAAAACUCAAGGAGAUUUCUGAAGCUUCCAAACCGAUGACAAGAAAUGAAGAAUCAGAACAAGUUCAGAAUCCAGAACCAGACCAGAUCUUGAGCCAAAGAAGGUCGUUGUUGCUAACUCAAAGAAAAUGGUGGAUCUCUGUUUCGUUAUGUCUUUUCUUAGUUUUGCUCGGAGAUAUUCUCGUCAUGCUUCUCUUGAACUUCUUCUAUGGUCAAGACAAUCGAGAAGAUAGUGACCAAGAUCUCCAAUAUAAAGGAACUUGGACUCAAGCUCUGAUCCAAAACGCUGCCAAAUUAUUUUCACUAGGGAAGUUAUACGCAAACUAUGGCGUAUUCACGUUGAUUUCCGCGACUCAAUUGAUAUUUACGGCUAUCUUCACAGCCAUCAUAAACCGUUUCAAGUUUAAUCGAUGGAUCAUCAUAUCUAUAAUCCUCACUCUUGUCGUAUACGUUUUUGGUAGUCCAGAAUUUAGAGGAGAGCCUAAUGAAAACGAAGAAUUCUAUAGCAUUCAAGCUUGGUUAACCUUCGCUGCUUCGGUUGCUUUGGCAUUAUCUCUCUGUUUAUUUCAACUUGGUUUUGAGAAAAUUUUCGUGAAGACAAAGAGAUAUGGUAACAAGAAAGUGUUUAGAAUGGUAUUAGAGAUGCAAAUUUGUGUCUCUUUUGUUGCCUCGGUUGUUUGUCUCAUUGGUUUGUUUGCUAGUGGCGAGUUUAAGGAGUUGCAAGGUGAUAGCAAGAGGUUUAAGAAAGGGGAAACAUACUACGUUUUGAGUCUGGUCGGGUUGGCUUUGUCAUGGCAGGUCUGGGGGGUUGGGUUAAUAGGUGUGUUUGGUGAUGUUGUACAUAUGUGUGCUUCACCACUUGUGGCUCUGGUUGUUGUUUUGGCGUAUGAUUUGUUGGAUGAUUACAUGAGUUGGCCUAGAAUAGGUGCUUUGAUAGGAUCAGUUUUGGCUUUAGGAUCUUACUUCUACUCACUGCACAAGAAAAACGAGAAGGAGAUGACGGAACUUAACCAAAGAGCGAACAAUGUUGAAGUUUAG